Messenger RNA from Perca fluviatilis (European perch), 1120 nucleotides. Its product is annotated as isocitrate dehydrogenase [NAD] subunit alpha, mitochondrial-like. Gene Ontology annotation, biological process: isocitrate metabolic process; tricarboxylic acid cycle. The transcript has 10 exons. The record is from RefSeq and is a predicted model, not a curated record. The coding region runs from base 68 to 1120 and encodes 350 amino acids. Gene Ontology annotation, cellular component: mitochondrion. NCBI's taxonomy places the organism in Eukaryota, Metazoa, Chordata, Actinopteri, Perciformes, Percidae. Gene Ontology annotation, molecular function: magnesium ion binding; NAD binding; isocitrate dehydrogenase (NAD+) activity.
CCGGAAGUUGCCUCUCGGACUGAACCCGCCUCUUCCUGUCAGAGUGAAGCUCUUCUUCUUCUUCAGUAUGGCAGGCUGCGCGUGGAGGUCAAUGCUGUCCCAGGUGGUGGUGGGGGCCAAGAGGCCCACCCUCUCUUCAGCUGCCUUCUUCUCCAGAGGGAUGCAGACUGUGACUCUGAUUCCUGGAGACGGGAUUGGACCGGAGAUCUCCAGCGCCGUCAUGAAGAUCUUUGAGGCUGCCAAGGCUCCCAUCAGGUGGGAGGAGAGGAACGUGACGGCCAUUAAAGGACCAGGAGGAAGGUGGAUGAUCCCUCCAGAUGCUAAGGAGUCCAUGGACCGCAACAAGAUCGGCCUCAAAGGACCCCUGAAGACGCCCAUCGCUGCCGGCCACCCCUCCAUGAACCUGCUGCUGAGGAAGACCUUCGACCUUUACGCCAACGUGCGGCCGUGCGUCUCCAUCGAAGGCUACAAGACUCCCUACACCAACGUGGACCUGGUCACCAUCCGGGAGAACACCGAGGGAGAGUACAGCGGCAUCGAACAUGUGAUCGUGGAGGGCGUGGUCCAGAGCAUCAAACUCAUCACCGAGGACGCCAGCCGGCGCAUCGCCGAGUACGCCUUCGAGUACGCCCGCAACAACCAGAGGAGCAGCGUCACAGCCGUCCACAAGGCCAACAUCAUGCGAAUGUCAGACGGUUUGUUUCUGAGAAAAUGUCGGGAGGUUGCCGAGGGUUACAAAGACAUCAAGUUCACAGAGAUGUACCUGGACACCGUGUGCCUCAACAUGGUCCAGGAUCCGACCCAGUUUGACGUGCUGGUCAUGCCCAACCUGUACGGAGAUAUCCUCAGUGAUCUGUGUGCCGGUCUGAUCGGAGGACUCGGAGUCACUCCCAGCGGCAACAUCGGAGCUAACGGAGUCGCCAUCUUUGAAUCGGUCCACGGCACGGCCCCCGACAUCGCCGGUCUGGACAUGGCCAACCCCACCGCCCUGCUGCUCAGCGCCGUCAUGAUGCUGCGCCACAUGGGUCUCCAUGACUACGGCAACAAGAUCCAGACGGCCUGUUUCGACACCAUCAGAGACAAGAAGGUGACACACACAGACACACACAGUACACCAUAA